Molecule: messenger RNA, 3490 nt
Organism: Alosa alosa (allis shad)
Lineage: Eukaryota; Metazoa; Chordata; Actinopteri; Clupeiformes; Clupeidae
Gene: spns3
Product: spinster homolog 3 (Drosophila)
Exons: 14
Coding region: 1211-2779 (522 amino acids)
Biological process (GO): transmembrane transport
Cellular component (GO): membrane
Molecular function (GO): transmembrane transporter activity
Source: RefSeq, a predicted model, not a curated record
AUCCACUAAAUAAAACAAUUAAUUUGCCCUGUGUUUGUGCAAGAUCUCCUUUCUGGGUCCAUUUGGCAAAUAGUGGCGGCUCCACACCGUUUCAAAUUGGGGGGCCAAGCUGUAGGCCAGUUGUUGGAGGAUCCACAGGGGGUGCGCUGUGUGAGCCGUUUGCUCCCCUGAAUCCGCGCACCCCCAAGAACUGCCUAUGGCUCAGCUUUCAAGCAGUGAUUGUCUUGAAGCAUGACAUGACUGCAUCUAAUCUAUACUGACAGAUCUGAAGAGAGAACUGAAUAUCAAAACCCAAACUCAGGUUUAGUGCAAAGCAUUUUGUCAGGCAUAUUUGAGCUGCUACAUAAGCAACCACACAAUUCUAUUGUGUCCUACUGAGUCGUCUAUGCGUGGCCUAUGCCCAAAAUAUGUCAUUUUUGAGCAGAGAGCUUGACGGGGUUGCUGAAUCAUAUGGCCAUAUUAGUCUACUCGAACUCUAGAAUCAAAAACUUCUGUAGUUUACAACAUAGAAAAUGUAGACUUGCGUAGAGCUAAAUAUAUCUGCACUGGCUUCCACAUGAUUUAGGUGGGGCUUUAAAACUUACAAACAUAAUCAAAAUCAAAACAAACAGACUGAGGUGAAUUGCUUAGUGCUCCUGGUAUCUCAAGCAACAUACCUGGCUAACGUUAUUUGGCUGGUAAAUGCCAAUGUACAGACUAAGCCAAAUGUCAGUACUGCAGUACACUUUGAUGUAGCUAGCCAACUUACCAAACCGAGUUUUGCUUUUGCUGUCUACAACGCAGUAACGUUAACGUCACAGCAAAUAAACCAAGUGAAAUACUCCUGGUCAACAAGCAAUGUUAGGAUACAACUACCUAAUGUCACAGUAAUUAUCUGACAUCAUUAACUAGCAGGUGACAAGUCAUAACUGGGUAGCAGUUAUGGUUAACAGUUUUUAGGUCAACGGAAUAGCCAGUUUUCAAGCAAUGUUAGCCAACACCGACAGCUUAUGGCUAGCGAAUGCCGACGUUAGCUAGGCUUCACAAGCUAGUUUGAAGAAUUCGUUAGCUAGCAAAAUAUCAUGCCAUUUGAAUUGUCACACAACAGCUUGGUGAGACGAUUAUCAUUUCCCAUAUGAAGGAAAGGAAACGGUGCCCAAUGGUUUCAGCUAGGUUGUGCAUGUUGCAUAAGCUCCAGCAAAGGAUAAAAUGAGAAUGUUCAUCAAUCUAAAUGUGGAAUAUGACUGACAAGCAUCUUAAGCGCUGCACAAAGUGGUCUGCCAUGGAGACUGGCCCCCCUGCAGGGACCAGUUCCCGUGACGAGAAAACUCACCUCCGUUCCAACUCAAAAGGGACUCCCCACUAUGGAACCAUUGCCAAUGGCCAAGUGGACAACUCACCGGAGACCACACAAAUCUCACCAAGACGAGCCUACAUAGCCGUGGCUGUACUGUGCUAUGUCAAUCUACUGAACUAUAUGGACCGGUACACAAUCGCAGGUGUACUUCAGAGUAUCCAGACCUACUUUGGUAUAAACGACAGCACAUCUGGCCUGCUGCAAACAGUUUUUAUCUGCAGUUUUAUGCUACUGGCUCCAGUCUUUGGCUACCUCGGGGAUCGCUACAACAGGAAGCUCAUCAUGGUUGCUGGUCUUGCUGUGUGGAUUGGGACCACACUUGGCAGCUCUUUCGUCACCAAAUCGUAUUUCUGGGUGCUGGUGCUGAUGAGGGCUUUUGUGGGGACAGGAGAGGCCAGCUACUGCACCGUCGCCCCCACCAUCAUCGGGGAUCUCUUCAGCGACUCUAAGAGGACCCUGAUGAUCUCCUUCUUCUACAUCUUCAUUCCUGUCGGAAGUGGUCUUGGAUACAUUGUCGGAUCCACAAUUGCCAGUGCCACAGGAGAUUGGAGUUGGGCGCUUAGGCUUAAUCCCAUCCUUGGAGCGUUUGGACUGGUGCUGUUGCUCUUUCUGACCCCUAACCCGCCAAGGGGAGCCUCCGACUUGCAGGGAGGGGUGCAAAUCGAGCGGACAUCCUAUCUGGAGGACAUCAAGUACCUCUUGAGGAAUCGGAGCUUUGUGUGGUCCUCGCUGGGCGUGACCGCCAUGGCGUUUGUCACGGGGGCGUUGGCCUUCUGGACGCCCACGUUUCUGUCCCGAGCCCGGGUGACCAUGGGCCUCAGACCUCCUUGCGAGAAGGAACCUUGUGACUCCUCUGACAGCUAUAUAUUUGGGGCGAUCACUGUGGUGACAGGAAUCUUGGGUGUGUCCCUGGGCACCUGGAUAUCUGGCCGGCUUCGAGACAGAGUGCCCAAUGCUGACCCACUGAUCUGCGCGGUGGGCAUGCUGGCUUCUGCUCCCUGUUUCUUUAUAGCCAUCAUACUGGCAUCGACAAGCAUCCCUGCAACAUAUGUCUUCAUUGGGAUUGGAGAAACUCUUCUCUCACUAAACUGGGCCAUUCUUGCUGACAUCCUGCUGUAUGUUGUUGUGCCAACAAGGAGGGCUACAGCAGAGGCCUUGCAAAUCAUGGUGUGCCAUCUUUUUGGUGAUGCUGGGAGCCCUUAUCUGCUGGGUGCGAUCUCGGACGCUCUGAGUAAAUACGACCCAGACUCUCUGACCUGGCGCUUCCGCAGUCUGGAGUACAGUGUUCUGAUCUGCCCGUUCAUAGGCGUGCUGGGAGGGCUCUUCUUCCUCAUGACGGCCCUCUACAUCAACGAGGACAGAAAGGCAGCGCAGCUACUGACCACAGGUGAACCUCCAGUUCAAGUUGUCCCACUGGCAGUGGAAGGCCAACCUGUAGCAUGAGGAAGAGUGUGUGUGUUUGUGUGGGGGGGGGGGGGUCACUACUGAAUGAAUGGCGCAAAAGCUAUGCAACAGUCUGUGACCCACUCUGGACACUUCCCUGGAGUGGGGGUGUGUGUGAGUAUAGUGACACUUUCAAAGCUUUUAAGAUACUAACAGUCUACGGUGAGCCCCAUGUCCUGCUAUAAAUUCAAGGGCUGCUACAUAAGGGUUGUGUCAAGGGCUGCUACAUAAGGGUUGUGUCAAGUCAAGACAUUGCUGUACAUUCUGUUGUUAUUUUUUUCCUAAACUGCUAAUAAGGUUGACUGUCACAAUAGGAAUUUUGUUUUAUACUGUACAUAGUCCUGAACCUGUAUCUACUGCCAAGUCAUGACUUUUUAAAAAAAUAAAUAAUAAUUAUAGUCUAUUUAAUAGGCCCACCAUAUGUCUCUAGCUGAGCUACACCCUACACAAUGUCUUACCUGUUUAAAACAUGCCCGAUUCAGCUUACUGUAGCUGUUCCACACGCUCGGCACAGCUGGUCUUCGUUAAUGAGAACGGCAGGGGGAGUAAACUUACCUGAGGAUGCUGCGCAGUGUAUAGUGCAGUCUGUCUCCAGCCACCAUCUUGGACUCCAGCCAUGAAAAAUGUACAACUAUUUUCUACGCCUAUGCCUUUUUUGUUCUGCUUUUUAUUCUGUUUUUUUACUCUUUUAAUUAAAACUCAAAGCUUUUA